Molecule: messenger RNA, 1122 nt
Organism: Beta vulgaris subsp. vulgaris (sugar beet)
Lineage: Eukaryota; Viridiplantae; Streptophyta; Magnoliopsida; Caryophyllales; Amaranthaceae
Exons: 2
Coding region: 1-1122 (373 amino acids)
Source: RefSeq, a predicted model, not a curated record
AUGCUGAUGCAUCUGAUGAGCCCCAGAUUACUGAUGGAGCUGCUAGAAGAAGAAAUGAGUAGGCCAAGAGGUCCUACAAAAGGAUACGUUCCAAACCCGGCUUUCAAAGAGUUCUUCUGUGGGAUGAGUGGAUACGUCCGAUGGGGCAAUUUGCUGGUGAGUACAAGACAUAUUGCAGGGAGAUCAGCAGAAGCAAAGUGUCUAUCUUGUACGACAGUUGGGAUGAUGUUCCAGAAGGCACAAAAAACUUUGUGGGAAGAUGUAAAUGUUAGAAAUUUCCACAAAGCCUUUAUGCAUAUGCCCAUGAAUAUCACUCUCAUUACUCUGAUCCCUAACGCAGACCAAGCUUUACUUGCAAAGGACUUUAGACCUAUAGCCUGCUACACUAUGUUAUACAAAAUUAUAGCUAAGGUGCUUACUAAUAGGCUUGUUCAAGUGAUUCAUGAAGUGGUAAACCCUUCCCAGGUAGGUUUCAUCCCAUAUAACAUUCUUCUUGCACAUGAACUGAUGUGGUCCUUCCUUGAAGCUAUGAUGUUAGAACUGGGGUUCCCUGACCAGUGGGUAGAUUGGAUCAUGGCUUAUGUUAGAAGUGUCUCCUAUUCAGUGCAACUAAAUGGUUUACCUUCUAAACGAUUUCAAGCUAAGAAAGGGCUUAGACAAGGAAACCCUUUGUCUUCUUUUCUCUUUGCUUUAAGAAUAGAAUAUUUGAGUAGAUGUUUGGGAGAUUUGAAAGAUGAUCCUGAUAUCAACUUUCACCCAAAAUGUGAGAGAAUAGCCCUCACUCAUCUCAUGUUUGUUGAUGAUCUAUUGCUCUUUGCAAGGGUUGAGCAUAGCUUAGUGACUAUGAUCAUGGCUGCCUUUAGAAAAUUUUCUUUGGCCUUUGGGUUGGAAGCUAGUGUUGGAAAGAGAUGUAUCCAUUUUGCUGGUGUCUCUACUCAUGAGGCUAAUGAUAUUGCUACUGUUGUUUCUCUCCUAGUAGGAACCUUGCCUUUCAAGUAUAUUGGUGUGCCUUUGGCAGCCAGGAAAUUGAAUUUCUCUCAAAGUAAGAUUUUGGUUGAUAAAAUCACGGCUAUAGCUCAGUCUUGGAUGGCUACGUCUCUCGCCUAUGCUGGAAUAAUUUAA